CUCUGCACCGUCCGUCCAAACGCCAGCGCUCUCGCACACGCCGCCGCACCUCCUACUCCUCUCUCACACCUCGCGCUCCCGGCAGCGUCAAGCCGCGCCUCCUCCGCCUGCUGCCAGCGCGAUGAAGCUGCCUCCACCGCUGGCCGCCGCCUCGCGCGGCGCCUCCCUGUCGCCCACGCUGGCCGCGCGCGUGCUGAGUGCCGCCACCGCCCACGCUGCCUCCUCCUCCUCCUCCUCCUCCUCUUCCUCUUCCUCCUCUCUCCUCUCUCGGCGCCUGCCACAACCACGGCGCAUCUCGCCUCUGGCGCGCAGUGCCGCGCUCGUCUCGCCGCGCGCCUACUCCAGCCUCGACGCGGCCGUCGCAAAGGCGGCCGGCACGCAGAGCAGCGGCCUCAUCACCGUCUCGACGCUGCCGAACCGCGUGCGCGUCGCGACCGAGGCGACGCCCGGACACUUCUCCGCCGUCGGUGUCUACAUUGACGCCGGCAGCAGGUACGAGCGGCCAGACGUCCGGGGCGAGAGCGGCGUGAGCCAUUUGCUGGACCGCAUGGCGUUCAAGAGCACAAAGAACCGCUCCGCCGAGGAGCUGACGGCGGAGAUUGAGGCGCUGGGCGGCAACGUCAUGUGUUCGUCGUCGCGCGAGACGAUCAUGUAUCAGUCGUCCGUCUUCAACCAGGAUGUGGGAGCCGUCAUGUCCGUCCUUGCCGACACGAUUCUGCAUCCUGCGCUGCUCGAGGAGGAGCUGGAUGCGCAGCGCGACGCGACGGCGUGGGAGAUCCAAGAGAUCAACAACAAGCCCGACAUGUACCUGCCCGAACUGCUGCACACGGUGGCCUUCCAGCACAACACGCUCGGCAACGCGCUCCUCUGUCCCCUCGACAGUCUCGAGGAGAUGACGGCCGAGAAUCUGCGCGACUUUAUGCACUCGUGGUACACGCCCGAGCGCAUCGUCGUGGCGGGCGCCGGCAUGCCGCACGAGCAGCUCGUGCAGCUGGCGGAGAAGUACUUUGGAGGUCUGCAGGCGCGGCCUGCCCUCGAGGCCUCCUCCGUUGCUGCUGCACUGGAAGGUCGUGCGUCGACGACUGGCAGCUCCUCCUCGCGCUCCUCGAGUCAGUCCUCUCUCUUCUCGCGUCCCUCGACGGCCUCUUCUUCCGCCUCCACUGCCCCUCCCGCAGCCGACUUUUCCACCGCUGCCAAGGCGGCCGCCCAGCAUGCCAGCGUCACGCCCUUGGCCGCACGGCCCGAGCUCGCCGCGCAACGCGCGCGGUAUACAGGAGGCGAGCGCUACGAGUCGCAUCCCGAUCUCGAGUUCACGCACGUCUACGUGGCCUUUGAGGGUCUCUCGAUUCACGACGACGACAUCUACGCGCUGGCCACGCUGCAGAUGCUGCUUGGCGGCGGCGGCAGCUUCAGUGCCGGCGGGCCGGGCAAGGGCAUGUACAGUCGCCUCUACACCAACGUGCUGAACCAGUACCACGCCGUCGACUACUGCGCCGCCUUCCAUCACUGCUACGCCGACAGCGGCCUCUUUGGCAUUGCCGCCAGCGUCUCGCCGUCGUUCAACGGCAGCAUUGGCAAUCUCAUUGCCACGCAGCUGGAGCUCUGCACGAGCCCGCAUCUGCGCGGCGCAAUCACCACUGCGGAGUUGGCGCGCGCGCGCAACCAGCUGAAGAGCAGUCUCGUCAUGGCGCUCGAGUCGCGCCUUGUUGAGGUGGAGGAUCUGGGCCGCCAGGUGCAGGUGCACGGCCACAAGAUUAGCGUCGAGGAAAUGUGCGCGCGCAUCGACGAGGUGGACCUGGCGCGCCUGCAUCGCGUGGCCAACCGCGUGCUGCGCCCCAGCAAGCAGGUCGCCGGCGUCCAUGCCAAGCCGCUCAACUUUGGCCUCGGCAGCGGUCAGGCGACGGUGGUGGCGCAGGGCAACCUCGAGGGCUUGGGAGACGUGCGACAGGCCCUCUUCAAGCGCGGCCUCGGCGCGGCUCCUACGUCGUUGGCAUGAGGCCACAGCGUGACACACGUCCGUCUGACCUCCCUCCCCCCCUCCUCCCUCGUCGAUUGCGUAGCGCCAACGCCAAGUCUACUCGCACCCUGUCGAGAAGGAGCAUUGCUGCGCCGAGAAUGCACGACGAGGGCGUUCCUGCCAGCUCAGAACCCUCUCACCGCCUCGCGCGCCUGCAGAUCCCACUCGGCACACUCCCACCCCUUCUUUUCUUCACUCUCUGUAUUCCUAGACGCACAAACGGGGGCCAUUUUCACCACUCUUGAAAGCACACACAAGAUACGGGGCAGCAUGCCUCUUUCUUUUCCCUCCAAGUCUGUCCUGGCUCGGGCCUCGAGGACGAAAAGGGCUGCGCAGGCGGAUG
Messenger RNA from Tilletiopsis washingtonensis, 2360 nucleotides. RefSeq lists its product as hypothetical. Gene Ontology annotation, cellular component: mitochondrion. The transcript is spliced from 2 exons. NCBI's taxonomy places the organism in Eukaryota, Fungi, Basidiomycota, Exobasidiomycetes, Entylomatales. The record is from RefSeq and is a predicted model, not a curated record. Gene Ontology annotation, molecular function: metal ion binding. The coding region runs from base 122 to 1996 and encodes 624 amino acids.